GAUUUCAACCAGUGGAAAACUUCAUCCCAAGCAGUAAGGACCUGUCGCGUUCGGUCUCUCCAAUCCGGUUAGUCACGGUUAGCGCGGACGAAUCUAUCAGGUUGUUUAUGAAGUCAGUCAGUUAGCCGAUCGGUUAUUUCGUUAUCGCGAUAGUCGCAUCCGAAUUGCUGUCGUUCCGCCAGGAAGAACCGACGACCCACGCGAGCUUAGAGUUCAAGCGAAUCCUGUGACUAGUGUGGAAAUAUCCGGUAUGAAAUGAGGCGAAAAUAUUCGUUUUCCCACGCUCGAAUGCAGAGCAAAGCAAACGAUUGAAUCUUGCCUCCAUUUGGGGGGGAGUCAUGUGCGGUGUCGGUGUAGGACGAGAGCAGUGUUGAUCCACCCGCCGUCGAUUUAUCGCAUCCACCCCGGAGGGAUGCACGAAGGCCAGAUUUUUCCCGCGCGAAGAAUGCACAGCUGAUGCCGCAAAAGAGUGAAGGAAAAAAUGCAAUCCAAUAAGAGUGGUUUAAUUUUUCAUUACUGACAGUGAUUGGAAGACGAGCACUAAAUUUUCGUGGUGAAAUUUGAUUAAAAAAGCACGUGCCCAAUUAGCAUAUUUUUCCGUGCCUGUACGUGAUGGGGUUCGACACCCGUUCGUUGUGGCACAGGUCUAAUGGAAGCGAUUAUUUAGUGCCAAAACAGAGCGUUGAGGAUCGAUGUCCUGUUGUGGAACCUGUUGAAGCGAAACGGAAACUGCACGUAGAAAAGGGUUUUGCUUUCGCCGGUGCUGUGCUGGAGGCAUUCGACGGAACUGUAGAAAAAAUACGGACACAAAUGUAGCGAAUUUGUUGUUUUUAAUCGAUUCUCGCGCUCCGCUAGCCAGGCUCGAGGCUGAAUCAUGAAGAACAGUCAGUGCAGUGUGCGGUACGCGAGGUAGUGCAAAUAGUGAAUGCAAGUGUGUUAAAAAGCGGUGACACUAGCAGGACGGAGGUGAGGGAAAAAAGUGAGUGAGAGCAGAAAAAAUUAAUUAAAAAGUCACCUCCCUGUGACCGACCCAGACGCAUAAAAGCCAACCUAACCCGUUCCGCGGAAAGUUCAACGUCGAAACCGAGUCCGUUUCGUCACCGGGACCGGCUGCCUUUGCGCGUCUCACAUUUGAACACGGAUCUUUCCGGAGCGUGCCGCCAUCACACACCUGUUUCGCAUCGUUAGUUAAGUGCCGGUGUUGGUGGUGAGGGAGAGGUGGUAGAAUCACGUCAGCAGCGUGUAAUCUCGGCAGAACCAUAAUGUAUCCCUACUACGAAACGGAAUGGAGCAUCCUGCCCCCGGAGCACAAUCGAAGAUACAGUCCGGGCCUGACAAUCAACAACAUCAAACAAGUUAUCAAUGAGACAAUAGAAACUAAUAUUCUAAGGAAGCCUUCACCAACGCGCCUCCGUGAGCUGAUUCGUCAGAUCCGAGCCUCCCGCACGGCUGCCGAGGAACGCAGUGUGGUCAACACAGAAUGUGCCUAUAUCCGCAGUACCUUCCGGGAGACGGACUGCAUUUGGAAAUGUCGCAACAUGGCCAAAUUACUUUACAUUCAUAUGCUCGGCUACCCGGCUCACUUCGGACAAAUGGAAGCUCUGAAGUUGGCAGCCAGUGCAAAGUAUUCCGACAAACGGAUAGGAUAUUUGGCGGCCAUGUUGCUGCUAGACGAACGACAGGAUGUGCAUGUUCUGAUGACAAACUGUUUGAAGAAUGACCUAAACAGUUCGACGCAGUUCAUCGUGGGUACUGCACUUUGCACUUUAGCGGCCAUAGCCUCUCCGGAAAUGGCUCGUGAUUUGUCACACGAAAUCGAGCGCCUAAUUGCAUCUUCAAACACCUUUCUUCGCAAAAAAGCUAUCCUCUGUGCCUUUCGAAUGAUUCGUCGAGUGCCUGAACUGAUGGAUGAGUAUCUGCCGCGGUGUGCGCAGUUUCUACACGAUAAAAAUCACGGGAUCCUCGUAUCGACGGUCACCCUGAUAACGGAAAUGUGCGAACAAAGUCCUUUUGCCACCAGCUUCUUCAAGUCCUCUAUACCGACCUUGGUGCGAAUGUUGAAAACACUGACCGUUAGUGGGUACUCACCGGAGCACGUAGUUAACGGUGUCAGUGAUCCUUUUCUACAGGUCAAAUUGUUGCGUCUGCUAAGGACCUUAGGUCAUGGCGACUCGGAUCAGACGGAAACGAUGAACGAUGUGCUGGCGCAGGUGGCGACCAAUACCGAGACAAACAAAAACGCCGGCAAUGCGAUUCUGUACGAGACGGUGCUAACAAUCAUGAAUGUCGAAUCGGAAAACAGCCUUCGGGUACUGGCGGUCAACAUUCUCGGUCGGUUCCUGCUCAACAGCGACAAAAACAUCCGCUACGUAGGACUCCUAACGCUGGUGAAAACGGUCCAGCGGGACAUGACCGCCGUCCAGCGGCAUCGCAUUACCAUUCUCGAGUGCCUUACCGAUUCGGACAGUUCGAUCCAGAAAUGCGCCAUGGGACUAUCUUUCAUACUGAUCAACUCGCAAAAUAUCGAAACGAUUGUGCGGGAACUGCUGAAGUACCUCGAAACGGCCGAACCGGAAAUGAAAAGCGUCUGCAGCAGCAAGAUUGUGACCGCGGCCGAGCAGUAUUCGCCGUCAAUCCACUGGCAUCUGGAUGUGCUGCUGAAAAUACUGACGAUCGCGGGAAAUAACAUCCGGGACGACGUAAUUGCCUCCACGAUUCAGCUCAUAUCGAACAGCCCCAAGGAAGAGCAGAGUUUUAUCAGUGCCAAAAUGUUGGAAUCAAUUAGCAACAUGAAUCAGCUGGAGAACCGACAACCGUUGGUGCAGGUAGCAGUUUGGACACUGGGCGAAUACGGGGAAGCUGGCAAUUUCAAUGAAAAUGAACUGAUUGACCACUACCGGCAGCUCCUGUGGGCACCUCAUCUAUCAAUCACCACCAAGCAGUACAUUCUGGUAUCGUUGGCCAAACUCAGCGUUCGAAUGGAACACUGUACGGCUAAUGUCCAAAACAUCAUCAACACAUUCCAAACACAUUUGAACACCGACCUGCAGCAACGGGCCGUCGAGUUUCAUCAGCUGUUUACCGGCUUCAGUCACCUGAAAGCUUCCUUACUGGAAAAAAUGCCAAUAAUGAGAAUAUCUGACAUGGCCACAUCGGAAUACAACGCGGACUUUGCCGAACAAAAGCAAACAACGCCGAGUGAAGAAACCGCACCAAUGCAAGAACUCUCGAAUCAGGAUAUUCUAAUGGAUUUACUGGGCGAUUCUUUCGGAAGCGGUUCCUCGACAACGAACACAACUACUCCGAGUCCACUGCAGUUAUCAACUCCAACCGAUGCUCCACAAGCACCAAAUGCCGACAUUUUAGAUCUUUUGGGACUGGGAGUGACCGAGUAUGAGACAACAACGAGUCCAGCGAUGGUUAGCAGUCCGAUGGAAUACUCGACAAUCACAAUGCCCGUGUAUAGUAAAGACAACAUCGACAUCAAGUUUAUCGUUCGCAAGGAGUUCGAUCAAGUGGUGGUGACGGUCAAGACAACCAACAAUUCACUGAACAUGUUGGAGAAGUACAUGUUCCAGGUGGCCGUACCGAAGGCAUUCGCCAUACAAAUGCUGGAACCAUCUAGCACGGUGAUGCUUCCGGGGGAAUCAAUUGUACAGGACAUAGUUGUUGUACGUACUGCAACCACGGCAACGAAUCCUCUCCGGAUGAAGGUUCGCUUCUCGUACGAAAUCGGCAACUACUCCGUGAUGGAGCAAACGGAUGUGAACGACUUCUCACCGGAUCUGUUUGCUUGAUGUUUCACUUAAUGAUGUCUACAUCGACCCAAAUUCAUUGCUCAUCAACUUAACAAUUUCAAACCAAACCAAACAGGGCACAAAGUUAGAAAAUUUGUUCAAAGGUAAUCCAAAUUGAAAAGCUGUGAUUACGGAUACUUUUAGUGUCAAUCAACGGGUUUUAGCUCAACCAAUUUUCACAUAUCUUAAUCUUCUUAUUUUCAUGUAUUGUACGAUAAAAUAGCGGAAUAAAAGAUACUUCUAUAAUAAAUUUUAAACUUGUUACGCAUACAAUGAAGAAUAAUAAAUAUCGACUUUAGCAAUU
Messenger RNA from Malaya genurostris, 4101 nucleotides. Its product is annotated as AP-1 complex subunit gamma-1-like. The transcript is spliced from 12 exons. The coding region runs from base 1263 to 3797 and encodes 844 amino acids. NCBI's taxonomy places the organism in Eukaryota, Metazoa, Arthropoda, Insecta, Diptera, Culicidae. Gene Ontology annotation, cellular component: AP-1 adaptor complex; Golgi apparatus; membrane coat. The record is from RefSeq and is a predicted model, not a curated record. Gene Ontology annotation, molecular function: clathrin-cargo adaptor activity. Gene Ontology annotation, biological process: receptor-mediated endocytosis; Golgi to vacuole transport; intracellular protein transport.